Molecule: messenger RNA, 762 nt
Organism: Anopheles nili
Lineage: Eukaryota; Metazoa; Arthropoda; Insecta; Diptera; Culicidae
Exons: 2
Coding region: 1-762 (253 amino acids)
Source: RefSeq, a predicted model, not a curated record
AUGUUUGCUUGGCGCGUUCUGAACCUGGCACUUUUCGUUGCGUUUUGCACGCAAUCUGUCGAUUCGAAGCCUGAGACUGACGAUGUGGCAAAACCACGCCAAAAGCGGUUUCUGCUUUUUCCACGUGCCAAUCCGGGACGUCUGCAGUUGAUUGGGGGCUUCGGCAUACCAGUCGAUAUUCAGCUAGAAUCGAUCACUGUGGGUUACGUUUUCAAAUCGGUAUACUAUUUACCGUGGAACUCGUCGCAUUUUACACCUCCGUUUUUGGAUCGGCACGAGCUGGAAACGCAACGAGCGCAUGACCAUAACCGACGGAAUGCGGUGCCGACACCCUUGUUGCUGCCACCGACCGAUAAUUACGAGCGUUACGGUGAACAGAGGCAGGAUUUGGGCAGUGAAUCGCUACCCGACUCUAAGGAAUCGCGGUGGAUGUUUUACCAAAUGCUAGAACAACUUUUCCAACAAAGAGGAUUCAACGGGCGCAGUUGUGUGUUGCGUGCAAUAUGUGAAUCUUCGGAGGCUAGUUUUACGCACACGAGCGGGCUGAUAGGCGAAUUAUUGCAUAUUGCCUUUACUCCAUCCGCCACCAACGACGUGCUUCGCGAGCCGCACCACGAAUUGUAUCGAAUGGCUGAAAUAGUUCCGCGAAGUGUGAGCGGACGUAGCGGCGGUUCCGUUUGCGCCAAUAUGUUCUCCGAGUGUGACCUCUCGCUGCUGGACUCGUUUUCCAGCGUGUUCCAUGACCUUAUUAGCACCAUAUGA